This is a messenger RNA of Gymnogyps californianus (California condor), 3383 nucleotides long. It is a transcript of the gene ZNF711, whose product is annotated as zinc finger protein 711. Gene Ontology annotation, molecular function: metal ion binding; DNA-binding transcription factor activity, RNA polymerase II-specific; RNA polymerase II transcription regulatory region sequence-specific DNA binding. Lineage: Eukaryota; Metazoa; Chordata; Aves; Accipitriformes; Cathartidae. The record is from RefSeq and is a predicted model, not a curated record. The coding region runs from base 434 to 2857 and encodes 807 amino acids. Gene Ontology annotation, cellular component: nucleus. The transcript has 9 exons. Gene Ontology annotation, biological process: regulation of transcription by RNA polymerase II.
UACUUCUUUGUCUUGUUACUCUGUUUUGUGUUUUUUCAUAUUAAAAAAAAAAAAGACAAAAUUGUACCCACCUGGCAUGUGUGUCUUGGCCUGCACAGAGUAGGCAUUCUGCAUCACCCGCUGAAGUGAAGGCAUUUAACACAAUCAUAAAAAAGGAGGCAAAGCAAUGUAGCACCAAAAUUGACUUUUCACGUCAUCUCACCUUGGUGGCUUUCUGCCUGGCUUGAACAACAUCUGGAGCAUCAGUUCCCACGUGCAGACCGAGCCUGGUGCCUGACGCAGCAGAGACCGCCUGAUUCUGUGGGUCAGCCCAGUGCAGCGUGGCCCUUGGCACUGACAGAGUGCCAGCACCUCCCUUCUCGAUGGCGGCUUGGUUUGGUACCAAGGAUCCCGUGCUGUCAGUUCUGUUAUUUGUGAAUGAACUUAGCUGAAUAUGGAUCCAGGUGGUGGAAGUCUUGGAUUGCAAACACAAGAAUCCAAAAUGCCUCACACUAUGAUUAUGCAGGAUUUUGUGGCUGGAAUGGCUGGCACUGCUCAUAUUGAUGGAGACCAUAUUGUUGUAUCAGUUCCCGAAGCUGUCCUAGUUUCUGAUGUUGUUACCGAUGAUGGAAUAACUCUUGAUCAUGGCUUAGCAGCUGAAGUUGUCCAAGGACCUGACAUCAUCACUGAAACUGAUGUUGUAACAGAAGGUGUAAUUGUUCCCGAUUCUGUUUUGGAAGCUGAUGUUGCUAUUGAAGAAGCUUUAGAUACCAGUGAUCAUGUUUUGACUUCUGAUCUAAUAACAGAAACCGUUAGAGUUCCCGAUCAGGUCUUUGUGGCUGACCUUGUUACGGGUCCUGAUGGACAUUUGGAGCAUGUGGUGCAAGACUCUGUGUCAGGAGCCAACUCGCCUACAAUGGUUUCAGAAGAAGUUCUUGUAACGAACUCAGAUUCUGAAGCAGUCAUUCAAGCAGCUGGUACUGUUCCUGGCUCCACAGUGACUAUAAAAACAGAAGAUGAUGAUGAUGGCAAGAGUACAUCUGAAGACUACUUAAUGAUAUCUUUGGAUGAUGUUGGAGAAAAAUUGGACCAUAUAGGAAGCACUCCCUUGAAAAUCAGUACCGAGGUGACAAAUGAUGAUGUUGCUAAAGAUGAUGGUUUUGGUUCAGAAGUUAUCAAAGUGUACAUAUUUAAAGCUGAAGCUGAAGAUGAUGUUGAAAUAGGCGGGACAGAAAUUGUCACAGAGAGUGACUUUCACAAUGGACAUUCUGUAGCUGGAGUAAUUGAGCAAGGAGGUGUUGGUAGAAUGCAGCGAGAAAAAAUGGUUUACAUGGCUGUUAAGGACUCUUCUCAGGAAGAUGAAGAUAUUAGCUGUGCUGAAAUAGCAGAUGAAGUUUAUAUGGAAGUUAUUGUAGGUGAAGAAGAAGCUACAUCACUUCCAGACACGCAGCUUGAAGACUCUGGCGUGAAUAAAACUUUUGUCCCUGUUGCUUGGGCUGCUGCUUACGGAGAUGAAAGAAGGCUACCCAGAAGAUACGAAGAUGGUCAAGCGGCAGGAAAUAACUUGGAUACACGAUUAGAAAACAAAAACGGUAAUGCAACACAAUACCUGCAGAUUUGUGAUAGCAUUAGCACUAAUAGAGUGCUAAAACAAAAAACCAAGAAAAGGAGGAGAGGAGAGGCCAGGCAAUGGCAAACAGCUGUUAUAAUAGGUCCUGAUGGACAGCCCUUAACAGUUUACCCUUGUCAUAUUUGUGGGAAAAAAUUUAAAUCCAGAGGAUUCUUGAAAAGGCAUAUGAAGAAUCAUCCAGAUCAUAUGAUUAAGAAGAAAUACCAGUGUACAGACUGUGACUUUACAACUAACAAAAAAGUAAGUUUCCACAAUCAUCUGGAAAGCCAUAAACUUAUAAAUAAAGUUGAUAAAACCCAUGAGUUUACAGAAUAUACCAGAAGAUACAGAGAAGCAAGCCCGUUGAGUUCUAAUAAACUAAUACUGAGGGACAAGGAGCCUAAGCUACACAAGUGCAAAUAUUGUGACUAUGAGACUGCAGAGCAGGGACUACUCAAUAGACAUCUGCUUGCAGUUCAUAGUAAGAACUUCCCUCAUGUAUGUGUGGAGUGUGGGAAAGGAUUCCGUCACCCAUCAGAGCUGAAAAAGCAUAUGAGGACCCACACUGGGGAAAAGCCAUACCAGUGUCAGCACUGUGUCUUCAGGUGUGCUGAUCAGUCCAAUCUGAAAACUCACAUCAAAACCAAACAUGGGACUGAUUUGCCAUUUAAAUGUGAGCACUGUCCCCAGGCGUUUACAGAUGAAAAAGAACUGCAGCAGCACACAGAAUUAUUUCAAGGGCAUAAGACUCAUCAGUGUCCACAUUGUGACCAUAAGAGCACCAAUUCAAGUGACCUGAAGCGACACAUUAUUUCAGUUCACACAAAGGAUUUUCCCCACAAAUGCGAGGUAUGCGAAAAAGGCUUCCAUCGUCCAUCUGAGCUCAAAAAGCAUAGUGAAACCCAUAAAGGUAAAAAGAUACAUCAGUGUAGACACUGUGACUUUAAAACAUCAGAUCCUUUUGUACUUAGUGGGCAUAUCCUCUCAGUUCACACCAAGGACCUGCCUUUUAAAUGCAAAAGAUGUAAAAGAGGAUUUAGGCAGCAAAAUGAACUUAAGAAGCACAUGAAGACCCACAGUGGAAGAAAAGUUUAUCAAUGCCAGUAUUGUGAAUAUAGCACUACGGAUGCGUCAGGCUUUAAACGACACGUAAUAUCAAUACACACAAAAGACUAUCCACAUAGGUGUGAGUAUUGCAAAAAGGGAUUCCGUAGACCAUCUGAAAAAAAUCAGCAUAUAAUGAGGCACCACAAAGAGGCCAUAAUGUAAUAUAUGAUCUCAAGAAGGAAGCAAUUUAGAAACUGUGAUAUGCUAAUUGGGGAAAAAAAAAAUCUCAUGAACUGUUUCUCCUGGUUUCAAAGCUUGAUAUUAAAUCAUAACUUUACAUUCUUUGUAUUAAAAGUCUUAAAAGUAUUAGGGUUAACAGGGGAUCUCAUAGCCCUAUGAUUGUUGCUUAUCAGAACCUAAAGAGCACUAUAGAAUGCAGAAGGAUGGAUGAAUGUCUUAAAUUUGCAGAAAGAUGGAUGAAUGUCUUCAAAUUAAUAGUAUUACACAUUGUUAAGCUAUAGAAGACAAAACAAAGAUGAUUGUGUUAUCCAUUUUGUCAGUAACAGCGUUUGUCUCCAACAUGAAAACAGUUCAGAUGUAUGGUGGGGUUAUUUACAAAUUGUUUGCAAAGGCAACCGAGUCUAACUUCUUGUGCAGUUUUGAAAGGAGAGUAUUAGUCAGUCACUUGAUCAUAACGUUUUUAAAUCGUGCCUGGAAAUUAAAUUCCAGAAUUGGUCAAAUUUGGGGG